This is a messenger RNA of Closterium sp. Yama58-4, 2742 nucleotides long. NCBI's taxonomy places the organism in Eukaryota, Viridiplantae, Streptophyta, Zygnematophyceae, Desmidiales, Closteriaceae. The record is from the annotation of a GenBank genome assembly.
AUGGCCUCUAUUCGCGUUCUUUCCUUCGAUGCUGAGGGCCGUCCCGUGCAGUUCACUUCCUGGCUCGACGACCUGCAGUUGUAUCUUAUGAGCAAUAGCACGGACCACAUCUCCCUCUAUGACUACGCGUCUGGUGCUGCCGCUGCUCCUGCUGCCACAGCCGAGCUUAGUGUUCGUUCCCACUGGCAGACUCGUGACGCAGCUGCUCGCCUAGCCAUUCGCAGUCACCUCCCGCUAGCUGAGCUCGAGCAUUUUGGCGACUGCAAAUCCGCUAAGGCCCUGUACGACGCUGUCGUUGCUCGCUACUCCUCGCCUGCCACAGCCGAGCUUAGCCGCCUCAUGCUGCCGUACCUGUUCCCCGAUCUGUCCACCUUUACUACAGUCGCCGAUCUUAUCACCCACCUUCGCACUAGUGAUGCUCGCCUGCGUGCCGCCCUUCCCACCGAGUUCUGCGCUAAGAACCCCCCUCCACUGUACUGGACACUCCACUUCAUAGUCACCCGUCUCCCUGACACCCUCCGCUCAGUUCGAGACCACUUCCUUGCUCGCUGUCCCACUGAGCUCACAGUCGCCCUCCUAGAGGAGCAGCUGCUCGCGGCCGAAAAGAGCAUUGUAGCUGUUGGUGCUGCUCGUGGCGCUCCUCGCACCCCCAUCUUUGAGGGGUGUUCUCCCUCUCCCCUCGCUCCCUCCUACGCUGCUGCUGCUGCUGUUGACUUCCUUGGUGCUGAGUCUGUUGGCGCUGCUUCUGCUCCUGGUGGGAGGCGCCGCACCGGCAAGGGCAAGGGGGGCAAGGGUGGUGGUGGUGGCGCUGGGGGGGGAGGAGGUGGGGGAGGUGGGGGGGGAGGCGGUGCUGGAGUCUCUCUGACCGGUAUCGCGCUGAGCACCCUACAGUCACGCAUCACUGACCCUACCUUUGAGUCCUCGGCUGCGUCUGCUCUGGUCGCUGAGUUGGUUGACUUUGCUGCUGCCUGUCGUCUAGACUACGCUGCUAGCCUUGUUGCUGAGUCAGAGUCUGUCUGUCCUCUGUCCGUCGGGGGUGAGUGUGCUCUUGGCACGGACGUCCUUGAGGACAGGCAGGAGGACUUUGACUCUCUUGCGGCUGCUGUACCUCAUCUCGUGGCCUGGUUGCUUGCCCCUGAGGGAGACCCGGAUGCACUAGACAUCCCCACUCCGCGCACUUACGCAGAGGCGAUCUCGGGUCCCUACUCCUCUCAGUGGCAGACAGCCAUGGACGCAGAGAUGGCAUCCUGGAAGUCCACAGGCACCUACGUCGACGAGGUUCCCCCUCCUGGGGCGAACAUCGUCGAUGGCAUGUGGAUUUUCAGGGUGAAGCGGCCGCCAGGUUCUCCGCCUGUCUUCAAGGCUCGUUACGUUGCUAGAGGCUUCAGUCAGCGUCAGGGGGUCGACUUCUUCCAGACCUUCUCCCCCACCCCGAAGAUGACCACUCUUCGGGUUCUGCUGCACGUUGCUGCUCAGCGUGACUACGAGCUUCACUCUCUUGACUUCAGCACAGCGUUCCUGCAGGGCAGCCUGCACGAGGAGAUCUGGCUGCGCCGCCCACCUGGCUUUACUGGGUCGUUUCCCCCUGGUACCCAGUGGAGUCUCCGCCGGCCAGUCUACGGUCUCCGCCAGGCGCCACGUGAGUGGCACGACACACUGAGGACUACACUUGCGGCUCUUGGGUUCGCGCCGUCUACUGCUGACCCGUCGCUGUUUCUGCGCACAGACACCUCGCUGCCGCCGUUCUACAUUCUCGUGUACGUCGACGACUUGGUCUUUGCUACUGCUGACACUGAGGCACUCGCUCGUGUGAAGUCGGAGCUGCAGAAGAGACACACCUGCACUGACCUGGGUGAACUGCGUAGCUACCUUGGCUUGCAGAUCACCCGGGACAGAGCUCGCCGCACCAUCACCCUGACUCAGUCACACAUGGUGCAGCAGGUCCUUCAGCGCUUCGGCUUCCAGUUCUCCUCACCACAGGCCACACCUCUGGCUACCAGCCACUCACUCUCAGCUCCACCUUCGGACGAGUCCGUAGAGCCGAGUGGCCCGUACCCAGAGCUUGUAGGCUGCCUCAUGUACCUGAUGACUUGCACGCGACCUGACCUCGCGUACCCUCUUAGCAUCCUUGCUCGUUACGUUGCGCCUGGGAGACACAGGCGAGAGCACUGGGAGGCUGCUAAGAGGGUGCUGCGUUACCUGUGCAGUACAUCAGGCAUGGGGCUGGUGCUUGGAGGACGUGACAGAGUUGUCCUCACUGGUCACUCGGACGCUUCUUGGGUGGACGACCUGGCUACGCAGCGGUCGUCACAGGGUUACACCUUCAGCCUUGGCUCUGGUUCUGUCUCGUGGCGGUCCACCCGCUCUUCCUCUGUUCUCGGCUCUAGUUGUGAGGCUGAGAUCUACGCCACAGCCAUGGCUGCACAGGAGUUACGCUGGCUCACCUACCUGCUGACUGACUUGGGAGAGCGGCCUAGUUCUCCUCCAGUUCUGUACGGUGACAACAAGGCGGCUCUUGCCUUGUGUCAGGAGCACAGACUGGAGCACAGGACGAAGCACAUUGCUCUUCGCUACUUUCUUGCUCGAGAGCUUCAGCAGCGCGGUCAGCUUCGGCUUGUGUACGUGGACUCGAAGGCCAACACUGCUGAUAUCUUCACCAAGGCGCUCCCGCCUAGUGAUCAUCAGCGGCACUGUACUUCUUUAGGCCUUGUGUCCACGUUUCCUCACUUGCUCACUGCUUGA